Manis pentadactyla (Chinese pangolin) is the source of this 1353-nucleotide messenger RNA. RefSeq names its product gap junction protein alpha 10 (gene GJA10). Gene Ontology annotation, biological process: cell communication. Lineage: Eukaryota; Metazoa; Chordata; Mammalia; Pholidota; Manidae. Gene Ontology annotation, cellular component: connexin complex. The record is from RefSeq and is a predicted model, not a curated record.
AUGGGGGAUUGGAAUUUAUUGGGCAGUGUCCUUGAGGAAGUUCACUCCCACUCAACCAUAGUGGGGAAAAUUUUGUUGACCAUCCUCUUCCUUUUUCGAAUGCUGGUGCCUGGUGUGGCUGCUGAAGAUGUUUGGAAUGACGAACAGUCAGCCUUUGCCUGCAACACCCAGCAGCCAGGUUGCCACAAUAUCUCUUAUGAUGGUGCUUUCCCUAUCUCUUUGAUCAGUUUCUGGGCUUUACAGAUCAUCUUUGUGUCUUCUCCCUGUCUGGUGUUUAUGGGUCAUGCACUUUAUAGACUCAGGGUCUUUGAAAAGAAGAGGCAGAGGAAAAAAUCGCACCUUGGAGCACAGAUGGAGAAUCCAGAGCUUGAGUUGGACGAGCAUCAAGAUAGAGGACUGAAGAUGUUGGAGGAACAGAAGAAGAUCCAUGAAGUCCCUCUGAAAGGAUUUCUGCCACGUACUUACAUCUUACACAUCUUGACAAGAUCUGUGCUGGAAGUAGUGUUCAUGGUAGGCCAGUAUAUUCUCUACGGAUUUCAAAUGCACCCCCUUUACAAAUGCACUCAACCUCCUUGUCCCAGUGCAGUAGAUUGCUUUGUAUCCAGGCCCACAGAGAAGGCCAUUUUCAUGCUCUUUAUGCACAGCAUUGCAGCCAUCUCUUUGUUCCUCAGCGUACUGGAAAUAUUUCAUCUAGGAAUCGGGAAAAUCAUGAAGGCACUUCAUGAGAAAUCCAGUGGUGAGGGUAGUGAGGAUGAAAGAGGUUCUCCAUUCCACUUGAAAAAAUAUUCAGUGACCCAGCAGCGUAGGAUUUGCUCCUCCUUGCCUGAAAGAAUCUCUGUACUUCAAGCCAGCAAUCAACAGAAGGUCAUUCAAGUCAGUGUGCCGAAGUCUAAAACCAUGGGGCAAAUCCUACAGCCCAGGCAAUUUGAGAUAGACUUUUGCUGCAGUAAGGAAGUCUGGGCUGAGAAGGAUCAGCACAGCGGACAGCUCCAUGUCCACAGCCCUGUCCCUGUUAGGAUUCAGCACCUGGGACAGCAACCAGACCAUUCCUCAUUUAACUUCCAAAAUACAAUGUCCCAGUCUUGGCUAGGUAAAAGGGCAGCUCCUAGACACUUGUCAUCCUCUGCACUAGGAACCUGGGAGCAGUACCAGGACCUGAAACCCUCGGGAGAGCCUUCCACAGAUUUGUACAGUCCCUGCAGAGCCAGUGAUGGCAGCAUGAGAGAGAAUGGUGUCUGGACAGAGAGAUCUCACUCAGGCAGUCACAAGGCCAGCUUUCUAUUCAGUUUGCUGCCCGAAAAGCAAUAGCUACACAGUGACUCAGGAAGCUCCAGUUCUCAGAAUAGCUCUUGA